UGCCAGGCUGUCUGCCCUCCAGCCUCCCCUUCAGUCUUGCACAGGUGUACCGGCUCCUCCUCUCCAGUCUUGGACAGGUGUAUGGGCUCCUCCCCUUCAGUCUUGCACAGGUGUACCGGCUCCUCCCCUUCAGUCUUGCACAGGUGUACGGGCUCCUCCCCUUCAGUCUUGCACAGGUGUACCGGCUCCUCCCCUCCAGUCUUGCACAGGUGUGUACCGGCUCCUCCCCUUCAGUCUUGCACAGGUGUACCGGCUCCUCCCCUUCAGUCUUGCACAGGUGUACCGGCUCCUCCCCUUCAGUCUUGCACAGGUGUACUGGCUCCUCCUCUUCAGUCUUGCACAGGUGUACUGGCUCCUCCCCUUCAGUCUUGCACAGGUGUACUGGCUCCUCCCCUCCAGUCU
Staurois parvus is the source of this 402-nucleotide messenger RNA. Lineage: Eukaryota; Metazoa; Chordata; Amphibia; Anura; Ranidae. The record is from the annotation of a GenBank genome assembly.